This is a messenger RNA of Tetranychus urticae (two-spotted spider mite), 845 nucleotides long. It is a transcript of the gene amrt, whose product is annotated as TM2 domain-containing protein 2 amaretto. The record is from RefSeq and is a predicted model, not a curated record. Lineage: Eukaryota; Metazoa; Arthropoda; Arachnida; Trombidiformes; Tetranychidae.
UCCACAAACAGUUUUUUUGUAAAUAUGAUAUGAAAAGCCUGAACUGUCGGGUUAAAUCAUUACCUUUUUAUUGAUUUAGAGAGUUUAUAAAAUAAUUGAUGAGUUAAUUUAUGUCUAUUAAGUGGUUGACCAUCACUUCUCUCAAGGUUCAGUUGGUAUAUCUUCUUUGGUUCACCAAUUACGUAUUUUCAAUAUAUGUCCCUUGUGAAAAUCUAGACCUUGAUUUCUUGGAAUGUGAAGCGCCUUUGGAUCUCAAAGGUAAUAAAACUGCUUAUGAUGAAUUGAAAUUUGGUUGCUUAAAAUUUGGUGGUCAAAAUUAUGAUGAGGUCAAUCGAACAAAAGUAAACUGUACUGUUUUACCUGGUAUUGAAUGCAUUGGCAGUAGAACUUUCAUGAAAGACGGAUUUCCCUGUAUAAAAUAUACUGGACACUAUUUUGUUACUACUUUGCUUUACUCCAUUUUAUUGGGAUUUCUUGGAAUGGAUCGAUUCUGUUUAGGCCAUACGGGAACUGCUGUCGGUAAAUUACUUACCUUAGGAGGAGCUGGUAUCUGGUGGAUCAUUGAUGUAAUCUUACUUUGUACAGGACACUUAAUGCCAGAAGACAACAGUAAUUGGAUGCCUUAUACCUAAUUCAUGUAGAAAUUGUACAGUUUCAGGCCUUGUCCUUUUCGCUCAUCUUGUUUAUAUUUUUCAAUUUUUACCGACUAACUCAAGCAAAUUGAAAAUGUGUCAUUGUUGAUACAAUCAUCUCAUUUCUAUUGGUUUGGAAAUCAAAUUGUGAAACGUUGACUUCCUAAAGGUACAACAUUGAAGAUUAAUUAAAGAGUUUUGUAUAUCUUAAAA